UUGUUUGAGUGUUGUUGGUAAAGACUAAGAGUUGGCAUGGAGCAAGAGCAACUGUUAAACUGUUGAGAAGGUAUGUUCUGCUAAGGUGGCAUUAAAGAUUUGGUUCUGGUUGGUUUCAGUUAAUUUUGUCAAAUGGAGUAUAGAGGGUGGAUCUGCAAUCCAACAAAACAAAGCGAUGAAUAUAUUCGAGGCGUUAACACAUUUCUUGAAUUUGCUUUUCAAACGCCAGAAGAUGACGGAAAAAUAUUGUGUCCUUGUACAAAAUGUGCCAACUAUAAGUCACAUUCUCGCAGUACUGUUUAUGAACACUUAACUGAUCCGCGAUACGGAUUUCUUAGACGUUAUACGGAAUGGAUAUUCCAUGGUGAGAGAUCCACAACUUCAAGUUGUAUAAGCAAGAUUCAUAAACCUAAAAAAUUGAAAGCUUCUUUGUCUGAAAAACAAGAGUUACUGGAUGAACUUAAGCAGAUGAGAGAAAGUCAAGAGAGGACGUGUGCUUUGUUGGCAAAUUUUGCGACAUUGAUACAAAAUCGAUUUUCUGUCGAAGAUGUGAAUGAUAUUAUACAACCUGCAACACAGGUUUCAGAUGCUUCUAGUGUCCUUGGCCCGACGAGUUUUCCAAGUCCAGACGUUAAUGAAGAUGGAAGAGAGGAAGAUAAGUAGCUAAUUAUAUCCUGAUUGAUUAAAUUUGAAAAUUAAGUGGAUAUGAUUCAUUUUUUAUAAAAGUGAAUCAUAAAAGUUGUUACAUAAUAUAACAUUCCAACCUGGUCCUCUCAAUGUUGUUGUCUCUUGUGUUUUUAAUCAACAUUACCACAAGUCUCUUAAGACAAAUAUCAUCAUUCAAGUGAUCCAGAUAAACUAUGCUACAACAUUAAACUAUCAACAUAUUAUGCAUUUGCUGAUUCUGAACCCAGUUGAUUUUUACUCAGCUGAUUAUGUUUCUG
Medicago truncatula (barrel medic) is the source of this 944-nucleotide messenger RNA. RefSeq lists its product as uncharacterized. The record is from RefSeq and is a predicted model, not a curated record. Bases 133 to 663 code for a protein of 176 amino acids. The transcript is spliced from 2 exons. Lineage: Eukaryota; Viridiplantae; Streptophyta; Magnoliopsida; Fabales; Fabaceae.